Molecule: messenger RNA, 597 nt
Organism: Schistocerca piceifrons (Central American locust)
Lineage: Eukaryota; Metazoa; Arthropoda; Insecta; Orthoptera; Acrididae
Product: dynein intermediate chain 2, ciliary-like
Exons: 5
Coding region: 37-597 (186 amino acids)
Source: RefSeq, a predicted model, not a curated record
CGUAGCAUAGGCUACAAAUUAAAUUACAAGCAACAGAUGCAGUCAAAGUCAGCCUAUACAGCAGCGAAAGCUCAGUCAAAGACCAACGACCCAUCAAGACAGUCUAUCAAGCAUGCACGCCAAGCAGAUGCAGGAGAAGUGAGUGCACGUAAAUCACGCCCAGCUAUUGUACCUGGUGGGAGGCGUCAUGGAAACUCAGGAGUGGCUGUUGGUGCAAAACUGCUGCUGAAACCUGAUGAUCAGCUGGAACUCACAGACGAGGAACUCAAAGAUGAGGUGACUCGUGUUCUAACAUCAAAUCAUGCACAAAUUGUGACAGACCUUGUGGAAUACAGCUACAAAGAAGGCCGCUAUGUUGUACUUCCUUCUACAGGAGCAACCUUCAUUAUAUUCAGAACUGAAGGCACAAUUUUACACAAAGAUUCAGACGAAGCCCGCCAACAACUGUUUGGAGAAGGUGGUGGGUUUGUCCCUACAGGACUGGCGUUUGCUUAUAUUAGCAAUUAUCCUAACUGCUCUCUUUUGAAGCCUGAAAAUGCGAUCCAAAUAGACAGUGGGUGCCCCACCCUGGACCUCGAUCCCAUAUUGCAGAUGUGA